This is a messenger RNA of Effrenium voratum, 1685 nucleotides long. NCBI's taxonomy places the organism in Eukaryota, Dinophyceae, Suessiales, Symbiodiniaceae. The record is from the annotation of a GenBank genome assembly.
AUUUCAGCCUGGAUGGUUUUUUGUCACUCUACGCUGCUUUGGGUGGCAGCUGCCAGAUAGCAUCAAAGAGCCGAACAGAUUCCUUUUGUUCGCCUGUUUGAGCGGACAAGCAGAGGGCCGUUUUGCUGCAAGUUGUGUGCCAGGCGCCAGGUGGCAAUUGAGCCCGAUGCGGCCACGUACAAAACCCUUCGAGGUAGCUGGAGGAUGGCGCUUGGCAUUUUGCAGAAGGCUUUUGCAGCCAGCGUGCAAGUCACUGAUACUCUGGCGAAUUGCGCGGCUGCUUCAUGUGCUGACCUGCUGCGAUGGCGGGAGGUGCUUGCCCUUUUGUUCGACAUGGCCACGAUGUUCAUCCAGUCCACGGUGGUGAGCUUCAAUACUGCAAUCAACGUUUGCAGCAAGCUGUGCCUUUGGCGAUGUGCCUCCGCACGCUUGCAGGCCGCCAGCGAGAUGCUGCAGCCCAACACGGUGACCUUCAACUCGAGCCUGGGCGCCAUGGCGUGGCACCGCGCCGCGGCGGUGCUCUGCGAGAUGCGCCGCUCGCAGCUGGCCCCGGACUCCUUGAGCUGCAAUUCGUGCAUCAGCGCCUGUGAGCGCAGCGGGCACUGGCAGCCAAGCCUUCAGCUGACCGGACUGGACUUGCAGGGCUUCAAUGCUGCCAUCAGCUGCAGCGGGAGCCGCUGGUGGAAUGCACUGCAGCUUUUUGCCUCCAUGGCCGAGCGUAUGCAGCCAAGUUUGGUGAGCCAGAAUGCGGUCCUCAGUGCCUGUGAUAAGGGCGGCGAAUGGCUAAGAGCAUUGUCUUUGCUGCAGGCUUGGCACAAGCAGAGGACAGAGCAAGAUGCUUUUACCUACAACUCGUCCAUCAGUGCUUGCGACUGGAUUCAGGCCUUGCGAUGCUUCACGAUCAUGGCUUCCUCCUGGAUGUCGCCAGACUUGGUCAGUUACAAUGCCCUUUCCCACGCUACUGGAUCUGCGAAAAUGUGGACCCAGAGUUUGUCGCUCUUCCAUGAUGUGCGCCCUGACUCUGCGAGCUAUGGCAGUGCAUUGAUGGCAUGCAGUAGCUCCUGGCUGCUGGCUGUGAGCAUUCUGGUCACUAUGCGGCAGGAGGCGCUGCGGCCUGCGGCGGGCCUUGUGAGCACUGCCGUCAGCGCCUGCGAGCAGAGCUGGGAGCCGGUGAGGCCGCAGGUCCUGAGCCAAGCGAUGAGCUGAGGCAAAGCACGUCAAGACCUAGCCCCAGCUCCCCAGCUCCAGCCACGCGCAUGUGUGCUCCUUUGGCCAAAACCUGAUGUGCGCCUGGACCGGGCAAGCUACCAUGGGCGGUGAUGGCGAUGGAGACGAGUUGUGAUGUUGGGACUGCUUCGUUGCAAUCCUGGCGGGGGAAGGCAUGCUCCAGCUUAGAGCUCCAAGACAGGCAGACAUCAGACCCUGCAAGCCAACUAUGUGCUGCCGGCAGUCAGCACAUGUUGCCAGAAGCCAGCACCUGUUCGACAUCAAAAUGCGUGAACUGCUUCCUGCUGAGUACGACACACCUUCUGCCAAAAAAGUACACAGCCGCCAGAAGAUUCUGAUUAGACGCUCGUAGUUGCGAAGAAAGUGCACUGUGCUGUCACUUUCAUUGUCAAAUAUUUUCGAAGCAGAGCAGGACGUGGCCAGGGCACGGGCUUCUGAAGCCUAGAGCUACCAUGCGU